Epinephelus lanceolatus (giant grouper) is the source of this 927-nucleotide messenger RNA. RefSeq names its product olfactory receptor 14A16-like. Gene Ontology annotation, biological process: detection of chemical stimulus involved in sensory perception of smell; G protein-coupled receptor signaling pathway. The record is from RefSeq and is a predicted model, not a curated record. Gene Ontology annotation, cellular component: membrane. Gene Ontology annotation, molecular function: olfactory receptor activity; odorant binding; G protein-coupled receptor activity. NCBI's taxonomy places the organism in Eukaryota, Metazoa, Chordata, Actinopteri, Perciformes, Serranidae.
AGUAUAAUGGAUAAUGUUACUGUACUAACCUUUUUUGUGCUUUCAGGAUUAAAUUACACAGUGCAGCACCGAAUCAUUAUGUUUGUUCUCACUUUACUGUGUUAUUCAGUCAUUUGGAUAGUAAAUGCUGCUCUCAUCAUAACCAUCAUUGUGAACAGAAAACUUCAUGAGCCUAUGCAUAUAUUCUUGUGUAACCUGUGUAUUAAUGGACUUUAUGGAACAGCAGGCUUUUACCCCAAAUUCCUCAUGGAUCUUCUGUCUACCACUCAUGUCAUCUCUUAUGCUGGAUGCCUUCUGCAGGGUUUUGUGUUGCACUCUUCUGCUUGUGCUGAUUUUUCUUUUCUAGCUGUUAUGGCCUAUGACAGAUAUGUGGCUAUAUGUCGUCCUCUGGUGUACCACUCUGUGAUGACUAAACAGAGAGUGUGUGUGUUUGUAUUUUUUGCUUGGCUUAUACCCAUUUAUUUGGUGUUCAUGGGUUCAGUUACAAUAUCAAAAUCAUUAUGCGGCUCACACAUACCAAAAAUUUACUGUGUUAAUUGGCUGGUUAAUAAACUAGCUUGUUCUGCCUCCAUAGCACACAUUGCUAUUCCAGCUUUUAAUUAUACUUUUUAUUUCUGCCAUUUUGUUCUAAUUAUUUGGUCUUAUGUAUAUCUGAUCAGGACAUGCUUAACAUCUAAAGAGAGCAUGGCAAAGUUUAUACAAACAUGUCUGCCACAUUUAUUCUGUUUACUUGGUCUUGUUGUGUGUUUGCUUAUUGAUUUGUUGUAUCUGCGAUUUGGCUCAAAAGAUUUAUCACAAAGUGCCCAGAACUUCAUCGCGAUUGAAUUUCUCCUCAUUCCUCCACUGUUUAAUCCCCUGAUAUAUGGUUUCAAAUUGACCCAAAUAAGAAAUAGAAUUAUGGCGUUUCUGUGUGGUAAACAUCUUUAG